GAAGAGCUCUCCACGGCGUCCCUGAGUUCCAGCCUCCGCGAGUUUCACAUGGUCCAUGGCCGUGCUUACCACAAGGACGAGAGUGGGUGGCCGAGCAACCGUACCACUGAUCGUUGCGACGGACACUUCCAGAAUCACCAGCUCCUUCUGACCUUUGACGGUCGCAAGUACUUCUCUCCUAAUGCCGAAACAGCAAAGAGGGUUCUUGAUGUUGGCACCGGCACCGGCAUUUGGGCCAUUGACUUUGCGGACGAGCAUCCCCACGCCGAGGUUGUGGGAGUCGACAUUGCACCCAUCCAGCCUGGCUUGGUUCCUCCCAAUCUGCGUUUCGAGGUUGACGAUGUCGAAAAGCCUUGGACGUGGACACAGCAAUUCGACUACAUCUUCGUCCGCAUGCUUGUCGGCUCCCUGGCGAGCUGGGAGCCAUUCUUCAAGCAGGCUUACGAUACCCUCGAGCCUGGGGGCUGGAUCGAGCUCCAGGACCCCGGUACCCCCUCUGUCUCUGAUGACGGCACCUUGAAGGACAGAUCCCCUUUGUGGCAGUAUGACAGACGCUUCAUCCAGUCUGCUAAGAACCUUGGCCGCCCGAUCCAUCUCGCUGCCGACCACGACGAGCGCCUCAAGGACGCAGGAUUCAUCAACAUCGAGCGCAAGGUCUUCAAGUGGCCCAUCAACACAUGGCCCAAGAACCCCAAGCACAAGGAGGUCGGCUUGUGGACUCUGGCCAACAUCGAGGGCAAUCUCGAGACCAUCAGCAUGGCCCUGAUGACCCGCGGCCUAGGGAUAACUAGGGAGGAGGUGGAGGUCUUCCUCGUGGGCGUCAGGAAGGACCUUCGGGACCGCAGGAUCCAUGCUUACUGGCCGGUCUACGUGACCAUCGGCCAGAAGCCGUUGCUGGAGAACUAGACAGCUCAAAUUGCAUCAAGUCUUGACAGUUGGGAUCAAUAUUACGCGAACAUCGCACAUACAGAUUGGUCUCAUCUAGUAGCGCGGGGGCGGUGGGAGCAAGUGUUGAUGAUUUCGUUUGGCAUUCAUUACAUCAAAUGGUAGCAUAUGCUGCUCAACAGCACUCU
Microdochium trichocladiopsis is the source of this 1073-nucleotide messenger RNA. Its product is annotated as S-adenosyl-L-methionine-dependent methyltransferase. The coding region runs from base 49 to 906 and encodes 285 amino acids. NCBI's taxonomy places the organism in Eukaryota, Fungi, Ascomycota, Sordariomycetes, Xylariales, Microdochiaceae. Gene Ontology annotation, molecular function: methyltransferase activity. The transcript has 7 exons. The record is from RefSeq and is a predicted model, not a curated record.